UCUCUCUCCACAAUUAUCUCCUCAUUCCCAGCUGCAAAUUGUAAUCUCUCACCAAAAAAGUCCUCUCACUACAAAAGAACUUCUCAUUUCCAGCUGCAAGCUCGAAUCCCUCACCAUAACUUCUUCUCUCACAACAAAAAGACCUCCUCAUUUCCAGCUACAAACUCCUAAUCCUGCAUUUAGAGAUACACACCAUUCUCUAAGAUUCAUAGUCCCUUCUUUUGGGAUUCUUUUCCAGUGUUUUGGUAUCUUUUCUAUCAUGGGGUCACUCCUAGGCUGGUGCUGUGGAGCUAAGGAGUCCAACCGUGGGAUGGUGCAAGAUGUGGGUGGUAACUCAUGGCGUGUGUUUACUUACAAGGAGCUGCAGGCUGCUACUAAUGGUUUUAGUGAAGAAUACAAGCUUGGAGAAGGAGGGUUUGGGAGUGUUUAUUGGGGGAAGACCACUGAUGGAUUGCAGAUAGCUGUGAAGAAAUUGAAGGCUAUGAACUCAAAGGCAGAGAUGGAAUUUGCAGUGGAAGUUGAGGUUCUAGGAAGGGUGAGACACAAGAACCUUCUUGGCCUUAGAGGCUACUGCGUUGGUGCGGACCAAAGGCUCAUAGUCUAUGAUUACAUGCCCAAUCUCAGCUUGCUUUCCCAUUUACAUGGCCAAUUCGCAGUAGAAGUUCAGCUUGAUUGGAAAAGAAGAAUGAAUGUUGCCAUCGGUGCUGCAGAAGGCCUAUUGUACUUGCACCAAGAGGCUAAGCCCCACAUAAUCCACAGGGACAUCAAAGCAAGCAAUGUGCUACUGGACUCCAACUACGAGGCCCAAGUUGCUGACUUUGGAUUUGCAAAGCUCAUCCCUGAUGGUGUUAGUCACAUGACCACGCGCGUCAAGGGCACGCUCGGCUACCUCGCCCCUGAAUACGCUAUGUGGGGUAAGGUCUCCGAGAGCUGUGAUGUCUACAGUUAUGGGAUCCUACUGCUAGAGAUAGUCACAGGUAAAAAACCAAUAGAGAAACUACCUGGAGGCCUCAAGAAAACCAUAACUGAGUGGGCUGAACCCCUCAUAGAAAAGGGAAAAUUUCAUGAAUUGGUGGAUCCCAAGUUAAGAGGCAACUAUGAGGAGAGUGAAUUGAGGAGAGCCAUACAUGUAGCUGGGCUAUGUGUUCAAGGUGACCCUGAGAAGAGGCCCAACAUGAGGGUAGUGGUUGAGACUCUUAAGGGUUGGGGGAUUAAGGAGAAGGAGAUGUCAUUGAGGAUUGAAAGUGCAAAGUAUGUUGAUGAAUUGAUGGCAGCUGAUCAACCCAGUGAUGAUGAAGUAGCUGGUGAGGAAAGCAACACGUAUGGGGUUUUUGGCACCAUGGAGGUGCACAAGACGCAAUCCCCCAAUGGGAAGAUGGCUUUCCAUAGGUGAGGAAAGCAAAGGAAGGAUCCAUCAAUGGAAAAUGAUGCACAUUCUGAAUUUUGUAUUUGAAUAUAUUAGUAUAUGUCUCCCUUGCAAAUGUAUUUUCUCAUUUAUGCUUUGCAUUUGUACAACCCAAAACCUUUUUAAUGGA
Molecule: messenger RNA, 1535 nt
Organism: Amborella trichopoda
Lineage: Eukaryota; Viridiplantae; Streptophyta; Magnoliopsida; Amborellales; Amborellaceae
Product: PTI1-like tyrosine-protein kinase At3g15890
Biological process (GO): protein phosphorylation
Molecular function (GO): ATP binding; protein kinase activity
Source: RefSeq, a predicted model, not a curated record